Phymastichus coffea is the source of this 2044-nucleotide messenger RNA. Its product is annotated as mRNA turnover protein 4 homolog. The record is from RefSeq and is a predicted model, not a curated record. Gene Ontology annotation, biological process: nuclear-transcribed mRNA catabolic process; rRNA processing; ribosomal large subunit assembly. Bases 118 to 819 code for a protein of 233 amino acids. Gene Ontology annotation, molecular function: RNA binding. Lineage: Eukaryota; Metazoa; Arthropoda; Insecta; Hymenoptera; Eulophidae. Gene Ontology annotation, cellular component: preribosome, large subunit precursor; nucleolus. The transcript has 4 exons.
UAGCGUAACGUGUUUACCACGUGCUAGAAUAUUUGUCAAAUAUUAUUUAGCAUGCUUUUGAUUUAAGUAAACAAUUCAUUAUUUUACUAUUGUUUAAUUUUCAUUUCAAAUCUCAAAAUGGCAAAAUCAAAAAGGGAUAAGAAAAUUUCACUCACCAAAACUAAAAAAAAAGGUUUAGAAUUAAAGCAACAAAUUGUUAAUGAUGUUCGAUCGUGUGUGGAACAGUUUAAAACCAUUAUAUUGUUUUCUAUGGAUAACAUGCCCAAUAACAAACUAAAAGAAAUAAGGGAAGAAUGGAAAGGUAGUAGAUUUUGCUUUGGCAAAAACAAAAUUGUAGCCCUGGCCUUGGGAAAAACACUAGAAACUGAAAUUUCAGAAGGUCUUUCUAAACUGUCAGUAAGACUCAAAGGACAAUGUGGAUUAUUUUUUACAAAUCAAAACAAAAAUAAGGUCCUUAAAUGGAUGAGGGAAUUUGAAGCAAAUGACUGUGCUCGGUCAGGGUUUGUUGCACCUAAUACGGUUCGAUUAUCUGCUGGUCCUUUGCCAGAUUUUUCUCAUGCCAUAGAGCCACAUUUGAGGCUAUUAGGUAUGCCUACUACUCUGGACAAUGGUAUUGUAACACUUUUGAAAGAAUACACAGUUUGCAAACAGGGACAGGCCUUAACACCAGAAUCAGCUAGGAUAUUGAAACUCUUGGGAAAACCACUGGCUACAUUCAAACUAACUCCUAUUGGAGUUUAUACAAAGAAACAUGGUUACAAAGAUCUUGCUAUAAGCAAUACAGAGGAAGAAACGGAAGAAAAGAUGGAAGAACAAUAGUUAAGAUUAUAAUAACAAUAAUAAUAAUUUAUUUCCUGUAAAGUGUACAUAAGUUGCUUAUAAUACUAUAAGUUUUUUAUCAGUUUCUAUAUAUAACAAAAAGGAACGACAUCGAAUCGUAUUUAAUGUUUCGGUAUUUUAUCAAAUUGGUUGUUUCAAGAAUAAUUUCAUAAUAGUAUUCAAUUAAACAGGUAUUUAUCGAUUUUAAUAUACGAUGAAUGACAAUAUCACAUCGAAUCGUAAACCUAAACUCAUUUACCAUACAUUGAAAUCGAUAAAUAAUUGUUGUAAUUUUCUUUAUUUUUUAACAUAAAUAUUAGUAUAUGGUUUGAAGUUUUUUCUAGGAUAUCUCCAUAUCAACAGAUUAUGUUAUUUUAUCUUUUUUUUCGAUUUUUCGAAUGAUACAAACUAUAAAAUUAUUAUUUUCAUAUAAUACAAAUUAAAUCAACGCUAAUUACGUGUCACGUUUUUAUGUAAAUAAAUUACAUUUGUGCCAGGAGUCUCAUUGAAGUAAAGAGUAGAGACUAAUAGAUAUCUUGAUGUAAUAUUUGAUUAUAAUUAAAAAUAGUCUAGUCAUAUUAAUUACAUCGUUAACAAAGAUAAAUAUUUAUAAAGUAUUUAUAAAAUACCGCUCCAAGCGCUCAGAGAGUGAUCGAUUUAUUUAGAUGCGUAAUGAUUUUAGACAUGGUGCUAUUACGUUACUUAACAUGUUUAACAUUUUCUUAUUAUGAAAAAAACUUAUUUUCAUAGAUAAGUGGUAGUCCUUAAAAAAUGAAUAGUACACAAUGAGUAGUUAAAUAAAUUAAAUAGUACAAUAUAACAAUAAUUUUAUUCGCUUUAUGUACUUUAUAUAUAUUUGCGAACUCCUUUAAAUAAUAAUUUGAUUUUAUAUUUCAAACAUAAAUGAACAUUAUUUUUAAUUUUUAGUAACAAAUUUAUUAGUAAUAUGUCAUAAAGAUAUAGUAAAGGUGCGAUUUCAAGGCGGUACUGCGGUAACAGGUAACAAAGUCGUGAGGACUACUGCUACUGCGUCAAUUCAAAUCUGUUGACAACUCAAAGUAUUAGUAGGGUUGUAAUUUUAAUCGUGAUUGAAUAUAAGCUAUCUAAUAUAGUUAGUAUCAUAUGUAAUUGUAAAAUGUAGUUGCAUUACGCUCCAGCGUAUCAUCGGUGAUACCAAAAUGUUACAAAUUAAAUAUAGUAAAAUAAUAAUCAGUUCGAAACUUUG